AAUAUCCAGUUUUUCUUGUGCUCUCACUUGCGAACCAUUAGCUCAAACUACUCGGCCAUAAAUUCUGCAAACACGACGUUGACGCUGCGACCUGCGCCCAGUUUCAGAAAACCGGCAUUGCAGAGAACACUGGUGUCACCGCUGCAAGCCGUCUCAAAAGCUGCCGCCGCCGUCAUUUUGCACGAAGCCAAAACACAACGUUACAACACCAUGCGGCCAUCGUCGAAUCCUCCUCGCUCUUCCCUGCGUGCGAAGCCAGUCGUAGCGCUGCUGCUGCUGCUGCUGGUGCUGUGCGUCCAUCACAAGGCGGGCCUCGUAGGAGCAGAGACGGUCAGCCUCCACGCGUCGCAAAUCGCCCCCUUGCAGGCCCUGGAAACCGGUUUGAACGAGACGCUCGUGUACAGCGACCAGACUUGCGAGACCACCUCCACCAUGGGCGACAUCCUCUGCGACGCCGAAGGCUACGUCACCGAAAUCAGUUUUCAGUCAUACUUCGGCAGUGUCUAUUCCAGCAUUCCUGCCGAUAUCUCCCUGCUCACCCGUCUUUCGAAAGUCGAACUCCGCACCCUGAAUUUCGGGGGAGCCGCGCUGCCUGCCAGCCUCGGAGCCGUCCCCAGCCUGGAGUACCUCCAUCUGUCCAACUGUGGUCUCUUUGGCGCCCUUCCCAGCGACCUCAGCGCGUGCACCAACCUCAAGCACCUGGACCUGUCAGGCAACGGAUUCAGCUCGCUCUCUCCCACCAUCAGCUCUCUCGCAAAACUCGAAUUCCUCGACCUCAGCAGCAACGUGCUGGAUGGGCCAAUCCCCUCAGAGCUCAUGGCUCUCACCAAUCUUGCUCACAUUGACAUGCACAACAACAGCUUCAACGGCUCCAUCCCCGACAGCAUCGUCAACCUGCAGGCGCUCACAGACCUGGACCUCUCGGAUAACUUCCUCUCGGGAACCAUUCCAGCAGGGCUUGGCUCCAUCCCCAAACUUCGUCACCUGUGGUUGGGCACUGGCCCUGAAUGCCCCAAGGAGUACACCAGCUGCGUGGUGCCGCAGAGCACAGGCAGCCAGCUCUGCAUGUGGUGCUCCUACUUCUGCACCACCUGCGACAAAAAGAACCCGCUGGACGGUUUUACGCUGCCAAUCAUUCCAGGAGACACCAGCAACAGCUACACCACCAACAACGCCAACUCUAACUCCAAUGCCAACGCCUCCUCCUCCAGCUCUGGGCUGUCCACUGGGGCUAUCAUUGGCAUUGUUGUGGGGGUGGUGCUGCUGCUCGUUGGAUUCGUUGCUGUUGUGUUCAUUGUGAUUCAGUGCGGGAAGAAAUCCAAAGAUGCGGAGGUACCUGUAUAUGCAGAUGGUAACCAGUACCCAGCUGCACAGGGCGCCUAUGCUGCUAGUGGUGGCUAUAAGCCAGAUGCAACUGCCGCGGUGUAACCGUGCUACUGCACCAGCCACUCGUUGCUGCACUCAUCAUCAAAGUUAAUAUGGCCAGGGGUUGUGCUCCAACUGCUGCAGAGCAAACCAAGCUGCUGCACCAGUCAAGUGUGUAACACUUGCUGCUACACUUAUCGUCAAGGGGGCUGUGCUCGUAUGAUAAAGUGAGCUCCCUCUUUGUGUGAAACGUUUGGAUUUUCUUUUACUACUUGCCCUCAUUAUUCGCCUUCACUUGCGCCGAUUGUGUGCCUUUACUUGAAUGUGUGCACAGUCUAGUUUGCCUUUCCUUGGUUACUAUUAUGAGCUACUCAAUGUCUAGAGUUCAAUCCUGAUGUGUGUUAAAUGUGAUGUUGGUUUGAGGAUGUUCUUGUGCACUUUUAU
Closterium sp. NIES-67 is the source of this 1809-nucleotide messenger RNA. Lineage: Eukaryota; Viridiplantae; Streptophyta; Zygnematophyceae; Desmidiales; Closteriaceae. The record is from the annotation of a GenBank genome assembly.